Hibiscus syriacus is the source of this 371-nucleotide messenger RNA. RefSeq lists its product as uncharacterized. The record is from RefSeq and is a predicted model, not a curated record. The coding region runs from base 92 to 364 and encodes 90 amino acids. Lineage: Eukaryota; Viridiplantae; Streptophyta; Magnoliopsida; Malvales; Malvaceae. The transcript has a single exon.
UUUCAUCCUUGUUCAAGUUUGUUUUAGAUCUCCGUACGCCACGCAGAGAGCCAAAAAAGGGGGAAAUUAGGGUCUGCUUGAAAUUGGGAAAAUGGCAAUGAGAAAAGUUUAUAGCGAGAUAAAAGGGAUGAAAUUGAAGGAAGUCCCGGGCUAUUUCAAGCCGAUGAUAUCUGUUGGGUACGUGAAGAAGGCUGUUCAGAGGGGUUUGGACAAUUACCAUGCCAAGUACAUCGAGACGGACUCCAUCGAACCUCUUUACCAUCUCUGCUUCGGGGGGAUGAUCUUUUCCUACCUCGUCGCUCUUCCCAACGAGCGUCGUCAUCUCGAGCACAAGCAACAUGCCGAGCAGCAUGGCCAUCACUGAUCCCAUC